AUGUUAAGAUUCUACUGGGAUACGAUAAUGGCCGUUAUCUUCUUGUAUCUCUUCGUGACGGUUCCAUAUAUUAUGUGCUUCUACAGAAUCGGGAAAAGUAGCGGUCCCGAACGAUGGCACAUUGUGUAUCCCGCCUAUGCUGUUUGUAUUGUCGACAUACUUUUGAAUUUUAUGACUGGUUUCAUAUCCUCCGACGGAUACGAGAUUUUUCUUGAUGCUACUUUAACAACGCGGCAUUAUGUAAAAGGAUAUUUCUUCGUUGACUUGGUCAGCUCGGUACCGUACACAUGGUUCCACCCAUUGCGUAUUUUACCGCCUGGUCCUGAUUCGAAUUCGGCUUUACUUAUUGUCGAAUUUUUGCCUAUUUUGAAGAUAAUUCGUAUGCCUACGUUACGGCGCAAUAUUCAGCACAUCAAUAUAAUGUGUGGAAUACCGCGAACUAAAAAGGCAACAAUAUGGUUAGUUAUCAUAACACUAUUGAUUAUUCAUUGGAGUGGUUGUGUAAGUUACAUCUUUCCAUAUAUUGUCAUGCAUAUACGGGAGAGACCUAUGGAGGAAUCAGGCACAUAUUUUAUAUCAACUAAACUUUAUAAUAAGCCAAUCUGGAAGGUCUAUUUAAUAUUUGUUCACGUUGGAGUAAGCAAUUUGGUUGGUUCCAGUUCCAUUGAAUUUGAAAAUUUUGGCAUUUUGGACAGAAUGAUUCGAUGCGUAUUAUUACUGUGUGGAAAGGGUUAUACAAUCUAUCUCAUUGUAACGAUAUUGCAACUCUUGGAAUCGUCGGCUGAGCCGGAACUGAAGUAUCAACUCAUUAUGCAUCAAGUGAAGGAGUACAUCUAUCAGAAAAGGCUUCCGCGACAUCUGCAAGACAAGUUGAUUUCCUAUUACGAAUAUCGUUAUCAAGGCAGCUUUUUUAAAGAGAACAUUAUAUCCGAUACUCUUUCAAAUCACUUGAACCGAGAAAUUUUACUUCAUAGCAGCCGAAGAUUGCUGAACAACGCGAUUCUUCGCAACUUGACCCAUAACGUCCUUGGUCAUUUAAUGAGUUUAUUAAAACCGGUGUUAUAUCUCGAGGAAGAUAUAAUUUAUAAGGCAGGCACUGAAGGUGACUGCAUGUAUUUCAUAGCCAGCGGAACCGUCGUAUUGAUCACAUUCUCGGGGAAGGAGAUAUGUCACAUGCACGACGGCGACUACUUUGGCGAAACUGUUCUUGUUUAUCCUGAUCGAAGUAGAGCGGAAUCAGUGAUCGCCUUGGAGGUGUGCGAGUUGCUUCGUUUGAAUCGUCGCGACUUCAAGUAUCUUUUUCCGCCAAAAUCCGAAUUCUACGCUAACUUGAAACAAGUUGCCCAGGAACAUUUGGAGAAUAUCAGCAAGUUGACUGAACCAAGUUUCCAUGAGGGAGAAACGAUGUAGUUUUAUUCGAUUCAAGCAGGUUGCCAUAGUCACACCAGCCGUACGAGCCACACCAUCCAUCUCGUUAAUUGGUAGUCUCAUCUUGCGUCGCCUAUUUUUUCUUUCUGGAACGAGAAAAUGGGGUGAACGAUCGAAUGGAUGCGAUGGAUGCGAUAGAUAGGACGUCGCGAGAAUAAGUCAGUCUGAUUUAACGAGCAUAAAUGUGACCGAUAUGUAGGCAAAGGCCACACCUGCUUCCGUUUCCCACUGGCCUACUAAAACUGACGCCCGGCGUUGCUCAAAAUAGAACCGCCAUUCGAAGAAAAGCAGCUAGUCGCUCCGGCAAACUAGGAACACCAGAGAGAACGAAACAGAUAUACAGGUGUGUGCGUGUGCGCAAGGAAACGUGUAAGGUAAAAGAAGCGAUGAUAGUCGGAGA
Harpegnathos saltator (Jerdon's jumping ant) is the source of this 1828-nucleotide messenger RNA. Its product is annotated as potassium/sodium hyperpolarization-activated cyclic nucleotide-gated channel 1. The record is from RefSeq and is a predicted model, not a curated record. Gene Ontology annotation, cellular component: HCN channel complex. Lineage: Eukaryota; Metazoa; Arthropoda; Insecta; Hymenoptera; Formicidae. Bases 1 to 1410 code for a protein of 469 amino acids. Gene Ontology annotation, molecular function: voltage-gated potassium channel activity. Gene Ontology annotation, biological process: potassium ion transmembrane transport; sodium ion transmembrane transport; regulation of membrane depolarization. The transcript is spliced from 10 exons.